This is a messenger RNA of Laetiporus sulphureus 93-53, 645 nucleotides long. RefSeq lists its product as uncharacterized. The transcript has a single exon. The annotation marks the transcript as partial. Lineage: Eukaryota; Fungi; Basidiomycota; Agaricomycetes; Polyporales; Laetiporaceae. The record is from RefSeq and is a predicted model, not a curated record.
AUGAUCGCGAAUGCGAUUGCCUUUUCCCAACCUGUGGAGAAAAUGUACAAUGUGUUACCUCCGCCAAGGCGCGAUCUAGAUGAAGUGCUCGCGAUUCUAUUCACCGGUCCCUGUCGACCCAGUGAGGAAGAUUUUAAGCGCACUCCGUUGCUAGUCCGCCACCAUGCUGUGAUUGCAGCUUUGCGAUGGCUUAUGCUUAACCACUGUGACUAUGCUGACGUGUCAAUCUCUGAGGAGAACCUUUCCCAGUAUCCGGAAAACGAACCACCUGUCACCGUUCUUCGACGGUUUUCGGACGGUAGCACUCCUUCAGAGGCUAUGUCUGUGCAUGAGGUUGACGAAGAACGGGGCACGAAUGAUGGUCCAUGUCCGUUUGUCAUGCAUGGGUUGUCCGCUGCUGAUGUCGCGACGAUGUCAUAUAAGUCUCGAAUUAUUACGGCUCUGCAGUACUUCCAUGGAGGGGGAGCUGUAUUAGGAUAUGGCCAUGGUUCUAAGCCAGAAAGCAUAUACCACAACAGUAAGCUAUUGCCAGGUAUGUUUCCGUGGCUUUUUCCUUAUGGCCUCGGGGGAGUUGAAAAUCCUCUUAUAAAAACCCGUCUUGAUCGGGCUAUACACAUCAGGUCAUUACUGUAUUAUGCCGACCGC